Messenger RNA from Cajanus cajan (pigeon pea), 489 nucleotides. NCBI's taxonomy places the organism in Eukaryota, Viridiplantae, Streptophyta, Magnoliopsida, Fabales, Fabaceae. The record is from RefSeq and is a predicted model, not a curated record.
AUGGCUGGUAGAAAUGAUCAUGCGAUUGUUGAUGCUCUUCAAGCAUUAGCACAAGCUAUGAAUAAUAACAAUAGGGCUGAGCUAACGGAGAUUGAGAAGAUCUUCAAUGUUAUGGAUUGUCCCGUCACUCAGAAGGUGAAGUUGGCCACCUUCAUGUUGACUGCUUAUGCUCACUUUUGGUGGGAAGGAGCACUUCGGAGAAUGAUUGAUGGAGGGGUGCACUUGAAUUGGGACAACUUUAAGAAGGCUUUUCUUGAAAAAUAUUUUUCGGAUGAUGUGAGUAGUCGAAAGGAAAUGGAAUUCCUUGAAUUGAAUCAAGGGAAUAACACAGUAGCAGAGUAUGCUGCCAAAUUUGAUGCUUUGGUCCGUUAUUGUACACACUACCAUGGUGAGGGUGGUGAAAGGGCUAAAUGCAUAAAAUUUGUAAAUGGUCUGCGUCCUGAAGUGAAAACUACAAUUAAUUAUCAGGAGAUUCAUAACUCAUCAUAA